CCAAGAUGGAGGGCACGGCCCGGAGGUGCUGAGGCCUGACCCGCGUGGGAGCGAGUGGGGUUCGGGACACCGGGGGACAGCGCCAUGCCUCACAAGAAGAAAAAGCCCUUCAUAGAGAAGAAGAAAGCAGUAACAUUUCACUUAGUGCACCGAAGUCAGAGGGAUCCUCUUGCUGCUGAUGAUACUGCACCCCAAAGAGUUCUGCUGCCCACACAGAAAGGGCAUGAGGAGCAAAGAAGGGAAGAGCAGCGCAAGUAUGGUGUCUUCUUUGAUGAUGACUAUGACUAUUUGCAGCACCUCAAAGAAGCCUCUGGUCCCUCUGAGCUUGUCCCAUCUGUGCGUGGACAGCAAAGCAGAAUUGUCAUCACAAAUGAGGGGCACAUAGAAGAUGAAAUUCAGAGAAUUUCAGCUCCAUCCAUUAAGUUGCCUUCCUCGGUAUUUGCCACAGAGUUUGAAGAGGAUGUAGGCUUGUUAAAUAAAGCUGCUCCUGUUUCAGGACCACGGCUAGAUUUUGAUCCAGAUAUUGUUGCAGCUCUUGAUGAUGAUUUUGACUUUGACAAUCCAGAAAAUAUCCUGGAAGAUGAUUUUGUUCUACAAGCAAAUAAACCACAGAAGCGGGGACCAGAUGCUGAGGAUGAGGAUGAAUGGGAAGAUAUGGAAGAUGAUAGUGAUGAAAAGGAUAGCUGCAGUACUGAUAAAGACUAUGAUUCAGAAGGUCCUUUGUCAGAUGAUGAGGUUAAUGGACCAACAAAGGAAUUCCUUUUUAUGCAAGAAGAAACCAGGAGUCGUUUCACCGAAUAUUCUAUGUCAUCUUCAGUAAUAAGACGAAAUGAGCAGUUAACCCUGUUGGAUGACAGAUUUGAGAAGUUUUAUGAACAAUUUGAUGAAGAUGAGAUUGGAGCCUUAGAUAACGUGGAGUUAGAAGGCUACAUUAACACAGACAAUGCUCGGUUGCAGGAAGUCCUGGAUGAUUACUACAAAGAGAAAGCAAAGAAUUGUGUGAAAAUGGAUGCUCUUGAACCUGAUGAAGAUUUGGACUCUCCUGCAAAUGAAGAAAGUGAGGAAGAAAAGGAAGAAAUAGUAACUGUAGUUAUUGAGGAGUCAAAAGAAAAGUGGGAUUGUGAAUCCAUUUUGAGUACCUAUUCAAACUUGUAUAAUCACCCAACACUUAUUAAGGAGCCAUCAAAGCCCAAGCCAAUAAAAAUUUCUCAGAAGACUGGAAUUCCCCUACACAUCUUGCCUCAGAGAGGUCUCACUGCUAAGCAGGUGGAACGCAUGCAAAUGAUAAAUGGCAGUGACCUGCCAAAAGCGUCGACACAGCCUCGUUCCAAAGCUGAGAGCAAAGAGGAUCGCAAAGCCAGAAAACAGGCAAUAAAAGAGGAGCGAAAGGAACGCAGAAUGGAGAAGAAAGCCAACAAGCUGGCCUUCAAACAGGAGAAAACAAGACAAGAGAAAGAGUUGCUCAAUCUGAAACAAAAUGUGCAAGGUCUGAAGCUGUCCUGAUGAAACUGUGGAGUCAACCCUAAUUUUUCUUUUGUAUUGAGAAGGGAACUGCUGCCUCACACUUCUGCCAGUCCUGCUCAAAGGGGGUUGUUCAAAUCUCACUGUAACAAGAUCCUGUAACUUGUCACUUUUUCUGAAGUGAAAUUCUAUAUAAAAUAAUGUAUUGGUGAUAUCUAUUCUGUCAUGAGUGACAUGGCAACUGCUGCAAACUUUCAUUACAGUAGAAAUGUAUUAAAAUUAUGAAUAUUUUUCUUACAAGUUAUCACUGAACAGAGUUAUAUAUAUAUUUGUUGAAUGUAUUCAACAAAUCAGCAAUGUCCUACAGAUUUGAUCUGAUUAGAUUCUUCUAUUAAAUUAUUUCAGUUUACAAAA
Molecule: messenger RNA, 1875 nt
Organism: Pseudopodoces humilis (Tibetan ground-tit)
Lineage: Eukaryota; Metazoa; Chordata; Aves; Passeriformes; Paridae
Gene: LTV1
Product: LTV1 ribosome biogenesis factor
Biological process (GO): ribosomal small subunit biogenesis; ribosomal small subunit export from nucleus
Cellular component (GO): preribosome, small subunit precursor; cytosol; nucleus
Source: RefSeq, a predicted model, not a curated record